AUGCAAAAUCAGGUUGCGACCUCGGAUGAACGAAUAUCAGACAAAAAGAUGCCAGAACUCACAGUGACGUCAGAAAUAUAUGAGGAAUAUGAUUACAGAACUAAAAUAACACCAAGUACGGAAGGGAAUGUCAUUUCAGAAUUUCCGUUUUUAUUGCCCAAAGAUGGUGACGCUGCUACUUUUGAUGAAGACGAUGACUUAGUCCUAGAAAGACCGCGAAAAGAAGUUAUCAAAAUUGAACAUAGUUCAAAGACUAAAAUCGCACUAGUCGGCCUCCAAGUAUGGCGGGGCGCGUUUCUAUUAGGUGACUGGUUGAUCCAUCUCGGUUUGAAGGGAGAACUCACGAACAAAUGUGUAUUGGAACUUGGUGCUGGGACCGGCCUUACUAGUUUUGUGGCGGCUUUGUAUGCUAAAAAAGUUGUUUGUACUGAUAUUGACCUAGGAGGUAUCUUAGAACUUAUCAAGUUAAAUGCAAAAUACAACAGGAGCUUAAUAAAGUCUAACUUUAAAGUGAUGCCUCUAGAUUUCACUGAUACGAAUUGGAAGCCGCAAGUGCUAGACGAAAUAAAACAUUCGGAUAUUAUAAUUGCUGCUGAUGUUAUUUACGACGAUGACGUUACGGCCGCAUUCAUAUCGACUAUACAAAAGAUAUUAAACAUCCAGCCACCGAAAACUCUGUACAUCGUGUUAGAAAAGCGCUACGUGUUCACGAUAGAACAUUUGGAUUCCGUCGCGCCUUGCUACGAAACAUUCCUCGCUCUGCUCGACAAAGUCAAAACAGAGAAUCAACAUUCCACGUGGACCAUUCAAGAACUACCUCUAGAUUUUCCAAAAUACUUUACGUACGACCGCGUCAAAGAUCUAGUACUGUGGAAAAUAUCUUCGACUAAAUGCUAA
Messenger RNA from Arctia plantaginis, 897 nucleotides. Lineage: Eukaryota; Metazoa; Arthropoda; Insecta; Lepidoptera; Erebidae. The record is from the annotation of a GenBank genome assembly.